AUGGAGAAGGCCUGGGCACCUAAGCAACACUUUAGAGACGCCUUGUUCUCCAGCGUGAUUGCGCCGGCACAGCUCUGUGGCUUUCUCUGCCUGGUGUGGGUUGCUGCUGCGGUUCCAGAGGACAGCAGAGGGAUGGCCGGGAGCGGAGCCAGGAGCCAGGAAGGCCGCCGGGAACAUGCCUUCAUCCCGGAGCCUUUUAAUGGAGCCAAUGUAGCCCCCCAGCUCUGGCUGCACCGCUUUGAGGUCAUCAACGACCUCAACCAUUGGGACCAUACCACCCAGCUGAGGUUCCUGAAAGAGUCCCUCAGGGGAGAUGCCCUGGGGGUCUACAGUGGACUCAGUCCUGAGGAGCAGGGGGACUAUAGGGCUGUGAAAGAGGCCCUGCUGAAGACCUUCGGGGGGCCCGGAGCCGCCCACCCCCACCUGCCCAAGGAGAUCGUCUUUGCCAACAGCAUGGGUAAGGGCUACUACCUGAAGGGGAAGAUCGGCAAAGUGCCCGUGAGGUUCCUGGUGGACUCUGGGGCCCAGGUCUCCGUGGUCCACCCAAACCUGUGGGAGGAGGUCACUGAUGGGGACUUGGACACCCUUCGGCCCUUUGAGAAUGUGGUAAAAGUGGCCAAUGGGGCGGAAAUGAAGAUCCUGGGCAUCUGGGACACGGUGGUGUCGCUGGGCAAACUGAAGCUCAAGGCCGAGUUCCUGGUGGCCAAUGCCAGCGCUGAGGAGGCCAUCAUCGGCACCGACGUGCUCCAGGACCACAACGCCAUCCUGGACUUCGAGCACCGCACGUGCACCCUCAAGGGGAAGAAGUUCCGCCUUCUGCCCGUAGGAGGGUCCCUGGAAGAUGAGUUCGACCUGGAGCUCAUAGAGGAGGAGCCCUCGGAGGAGGGGCGGCAGCAGCUCUCCUAUUGA
Molecule: messenger RNA, 909 nt
Organism: Molossus molossus (Pallas's mastiff bat)
Lineage: Eukaryota; Metazoa; Chordata; Mammalia; Chiroptera; Molossidae
Gene: ASPRV1
Product: aspartic peptidase retroviral like 1
Exons: 2
Coding region: 1-909 (302 amino acids)
Biological process (GO): proteolysis
Cellular component (GO): membrane
Molecular function (GO): aspartic-type endopeptidase activity
Source: RefSeq, a predicted model, not a curated record